Molecule: messenger RNA, 981 nt
Organism: Trematosphaeria pertusa
Lineage: Eukaryota; Fungi; Ascomycota; Dothideomycetes; Pleosporales; Trematosphaeriaceae
Exons: 1
Coding region: 1-981 (326 amino acids)
Biological process (GO): sterol biosynthetic process
Molecular function (GO): iron ion binding; C-4 methylsterol oxidase activity
Source: RefSeq, a predicted model, not a curated record
AUGCCUCAGCACGGUAAUACGCUCGCAUUCAGGAUUCGCGUCGUUGCCGGCACGCUCUUCGCCUCGGCGGUCCUCGUCCCCGCCGCGUACCAGCCGCUCCUCACUGGCGUCUGGAGCUGGCUCGAGCAGAACACGGUCUACCGGCUGUCGACGUUUGAGACGCUGUGGACCGUCUUCCUGUACGCCGCCAUCGAGGUGCCGCUUACCGUCGUCUUUCUGCGCCGUCCGGAAUGGCGCUUCGCGGUGCAAGAGAGCGCCCCGGCCUGCAGCAAGCGGCGACCACCGGGCAUGCGCCGGCCCUCGCGACGGCUGCGCGAGAUGGCCGUCUACGUCGCGCCCCUGCUGCUGCUCGAUCUCACGCUGAUCAAGAAGUUCGCCGACGUGCCGCUGGAGCGCAUGCUCGAGUCCGGCAACUACCACGUCCCCGCCCACCGCCACCGCGCAACCUUCCUCGCCCCGACGCUGCACAACAUGACGGCCUCGUCCCCUCUGCAGACCCGGGGCGCCCUGCCCUCGCUGCCGCCCACCAGCCGCCGCGUCGCCCUCGAGCUCGCCGCCAGCCUCGUCAUCUACGACGCCCUCUUCUUCCUCUUCCACUGUGCCCUCCACCUUCUGCCCGGCCUCAGGCGCUGGCACGCUCCCCACCACCGUCACGCCGAGAUCCAUCCCCAGGUCACAAACCAGCUGCACGUCGUCGAGCGCCUCGGGCUGGUGCUGCUGGCCAACUUCAGCCUGAACAUCAUUGGCAGCCAUGUCUUCACCAGGACCCUGUUUGUGCCCAUCUUCGUGUGGCUGCUCGUCGAGAUACACUCAGGCUUGGAUCUGCCAUGGGGAUAUGAGAAAAUACUACCCAGGGGAUGGGGCGGAGGUGCCAGGAAGCACAUGCUGCAUCACGCGGGAGGGGAUCAGGGCUACGAGCCGUAUUUUACAUUGUGGGAUGGGUUGCUGCAUCGGAUCGCGUAUUCCGCUUCGAAGACUUGA